AUGCAUUUGUACCGUAUAGUUCAUAACAUCAGAUCUGCAACGCGGCUGAAAAAGAAAAAUGUACCUAAUUGGGAAGAGAUUUGUGGUGACUUGCAUGCCGUCAGAAUUAUUGGACAAACAGGAGGUUUCCCAAAGUCAUCGAAAGAGAGUUUGAAGCGAAGUCUUCAAUGUGUGCUCCAGAAAAGUAAAGAAUUUGCUGUUGAAGAAGAAUCGCCGCCGAAGAAACGAAAAAUAGAUGGCGCUCCAUGCAGUAAGAAUGUUGACAAAAGUAUUUCCACCUCAACCGACGAGAAAAAUGAACAAGUGACGAAUGCAUCAAACGACAAUAUGAAAAUUGAAGAAUCAUCAAACGAAUGUGAAAAAGGUACAAAAGAAAAUGAAAAUUCAGCAACAACAUCAUUAGCUCAAACCAAGGCUCAAACAACAAACGACAUUGAGAGUCACAUUGAAAUAAUUUAUGAAUGCUUAGAUGAACUGAAUGAAGCAUCAGUAAAUACAACAGGAUCAAAUUCAACGUCGUCUAAUAAAACGAUAACAAAUGAUACCAUUUUGAUAUCAUCGGAAACAUCAAGUCAAGAAAACAUCGAAACUGCCAAUGAAAGUGCAGAAAUUGGCGAUGUUAAGUCGAAUGAUCCAACAGCAGCCCAGAAUGAGUCUAAAAACGAAUAA
This is a messenger RNA of Clunio marinus, 669 nucleotides long. The record is from the annotation of a GenBank genome assembly. NCBI's taxonomy places the organism in Eukaryota, Metazoa, Arthropoda, Insecta, Diptera, Chironomidae.